Suncus etruscus (white-toothed pygmy shrew) is the source of this 933-nucleotide messenger RNA. It is a transcript of the gene SRP9, whose product is annotated as signal recognition particle 9. The transcript has 3 exons. Gene Ontology annotation, cellular component: signal recognition particle, endoplasmic reticulum targeting. Bases 112 to 372 code for a protein of 86 amino acids. Gene Ontology annotation, molecular function: 7S RNA binding. Gene Ontology annotation, biological process: SRP-dependent cotranslational protein targeting to membrane; negative regulation of translational elongation. Lineage: Eukaryota; Metazoa; Chordata; Mammalia; Eulipotyphla; Soricidae. The record is from RefSeq and is a predicted model, not a curated record.
GGCUGCGGAAGAUAGGUAGGUCAGUCGGUCGGUGGGGUCGGCCGGGUCGCACCGCUCGGGGUCCCGGCUGGCCUGGCCGCCCAACUCCUGCUGCUGCCGUGGGCCACCACCAUGCCGCAGUUCCAGACCUGGGAGGAAUUCAGUCGCGCGGCGGAGAAACUCUACCUCUCUGACCCCAUGAAGGCCCGUGUGGUUCUAAAAUAUAGGCAUUCUGAUGGGAGUUUGUGUAUGAAAGUAACAGAUGAUUUAGUUUGUUUGGUGUAUAGAACAGACCAAGCUCAAGAUGUAAAGAAGAUAGAAAAAUUCCACAGUCAACUAAUGAGGCUUAUGGUAGCCAAGGAAUCCCGCAGUGUUGCCAUGGAAACGGACUGAAUUGUUUGAAAUGAAGACUGCCAUGUUCUUAGGAAAUAAAUAUCUUUUUGAAUUUGAGAAAGUUCUGGGACAAAAAUACUUUAUGUAACUAAGUGAGCUAUUCAAAAGCCUAGAAAUGGCUUUUGGAGGAAAAAUGUUUACUCUAGAGAGCUAGGAAUGUAAAAGCUUUCCGUUAGAAAGCCUUUAUUUAUUUUUGGAACUAAAACAAGAAGAGCAUCUAUCUUGGAAACGUGUUGCAGAUUACCUAAUGUUGGGAAAAUUAUAAUUAUUUCUCAAAUUUGUAUUAGUUAUUUGAAAAUUAGAUAUCAAGAAAAGCCAGUUCUAUUAAAUUAGUUUUAUCUGAUUAGAGAAUUUAUUGUAGCCUCUUUUUUUGCUGGAUUAAUAUUUUUGGAGUAUAAAAUUUAUGCUGAUGAUGACCAACAAAUAUCAAACAGCAAUCAAAAUUAACUGUACAGCAGUUAUCUAUAAUAGUAUAAUCCAACUAUAUGUGAAAUUAUGAAGACAAGUAUGCUUUAAACCUUUCAAAUUUAAACUAUAUUUUUAAUAUAAGGGAUUCGUUGA